UUCUGCUUAUCACUAUCUGACAGUAUCGGGAAGUCCGUUGUUUUCCCGCUGAAUUGGGCUACUUUAACACUGUUGCCGUGGGUUGUUUUGCAUGUCCGCGGGUUUAAGCGACCCCAAUAACGACAUAUUUAACCCCUGAAAUGCGAGUUUACAAGGGGAACUCCGACAAACACGUGCAUUUUACACCCGGAACGCGAUUUUUGAUGGGGACCCCCCUCGAAGCAACUGGGCGGAUUUUGUUGUGCUGCUUUCAGUUAAAUUGCCGCAAAUGGCUGUUUCUACGGUCCGCUAGGAAGGCGACAAACUGUAUCAGGAUUGCAAUAAUUCUAACUAUUAACCAAUAGUCACUCUAUCUGUAUUACGUUCCCGUGGAUUACACUGCAUUUGAACGGACAUCCGAAAAGGCCUUGAAUAAACAAUGCAUUUAUCAUCUGGAAACUGCAACGUAGAUUUUAUUACAGAGGAUAUUCAGCACUGAAAAGUUGGUGGUGCAACAAUGCAAAGAAAAGCAGAAUUGGAAGAAAACUAAAGAUUUUCCUGUGAUCUGUAAAAAAUGGUGGGGUGUAGUUUUAGGAUCUGUAUGGGUCGCUUUGGGAAGCGAGGAGGCCAUUUAAAGUUCAUCCAUUACUUCUUCAUAAUAGUCUUUUGUAUCCUCCUGCUAUCUUUACUCUUUAUUGACAUAAUCGAAUUGUGGCUAACCUCGCUGGGCAUGAGCAGAGUGGAAGGUCCUCACGGACUACUCCUUCCACACAGUGUACCCCCAACCCGUUCCGAAGAGUACUUGCUUAUGCCUAGCAUCCACGUCUGCCAGCGUGCCAAACCGUACCUUAUUAUUUUGGUGGCAACUGCACCUCACAACAGAAAGGCCCGCCAGGCCAUUCGAGACACCUGGGGUGGGGAGGUACAAGUCAGGGGUCACCGAGUCAUGACCCUCUUCGUUGUAGGUCAGCCUACUGACCCAGUUAUUGGCAAAGAAUUGAUAGAGGAGUCAAAGGAGCGUGGGGACCUCAUACAGGGUCGCUUCAUUGACUCCUAUGGCAACUUGACCCUGAAAACACUGUCUAUGCUGGGCUGGGCACGCCGUUUCUGUCCACAGGCUCACUACCUGGCUAAAGUAGAUGAUGAUGUGCUGUUCAACCCUAAUGCACUUCUGCAAUAUCUCAACCUCAGCUUUAAAACAGGAGAAAACGAACUCUCCGAACUUUAUCUUGGUCGGGUCCACAUGCAGGUAGCACCGGACCGCAAUCCCGCCAGCAAACACUUCAUGUCGGAAACUGCAUACGCUGGCGUGGUCUUUCCCGAUUACUGCAGUGGAACCGCAUACGUACUUUCUAGGCCAGCUUUGCUGAAGCUGUCACUAGCAGCGGUUGCUAUACCUUUACCCAGGCCGUUGCCUCCAGAGGAUGUGUUUGUAGGUAUUUGUGCUCACACAGCAGGCAUUACACCAACCCAUUCUCCACUCUUCUCUGGAGGGCCAGCUGUACCAUACAGUCGUUGUUGCUACCAAACUAUGGUGUCUGUCCACCAUACCAAGCCAGGGGACAUGGUGCACUACUGGACGGAAGUGCACUCCACGGCCCCAUGUUCAUGGUUGGGUAUGCGGACAUCUCUUGGUGUCUGUAAAAUAAGAGCAUUUCUUGGGACACUGUUGGGAAAAGACUCCUAAAAUGUCACAUUAUCUCCAAGAAGCCAGUAGGAAAGUAUUGUGAAAAGCACAAA
Molecule: messenger RNA, 1719 nt
Organism: Labeo rohita (rohu)
Lineage: Eukaryota; Metazoa; Chordata; Actinopteri; Cypriniformes; Cyprinidae
Gene: b3galt4
Product: UDP-Gal:betaGlcNAc beta 1,3-galactosyltransferase, polypeptide 4
Exons: 2
Coding region: 554-1666 (370 amino acids)
Cellular component (GO): membrane
Molecular function (GO): N-acetyl-beta-D-glucosaminide beta-(1,3)-galactosyltransferase activity
Source: RefSeq, a predicted model, not a curated record